AUGUAUGGAAAACUAAAAGAAGCAAGUCCAAGCAGAAAUAAAAAUUUAAGACAAGAUGAAGCAGCUGUUAUAAAAGCUAUUCAGAAACAUAUUUUAACAGUUUUAGCCAAUGAAGAAAUCGCAGCAAAGCUAGAAAAUUUAGAAAUCAGACUAAAACUGCAUUUAGAAUUAAUUGAAAAGAAAAGGCUUGAGUCAUACCAAGAAAUGAGCAUCAAAAAAUUCCUUGAACUGAUUUCCCUUAACUGGCCUGAAACUCUAAAAUCCCAAAUAAAAGAUUGCCUUAGCCAAAAAAUCAAAGAAAUUAUUUUAAAAAAUAAAGCCAAAGAUAUCAAUGUAGCCAUAAUUGACUGUUUAAAUGCCCAGCAGUCUCACAUUUCAAGAAUUCGGACACAAUGCGAAAUCAUGAAUGAGAGAUGCAAAGCAAAUUGGCAAAAACGACUAAAAGAGCAGUCACCUAUAGUCCAGGCUAAAGCGAAAAUUAUGAAAAAUGUAAGCAAUAAGCAUGCCAAGAAGUCAAAUUCGGUUAAAAGAUUGAGAUUUGAGCUCCCUGAGCAGCUUGAAGACGUCAGAGAUAUAGAAAUCAAAUUGCAGGACUCGAUAAAGGAAAAUAAAAUUUUAAAAGAAAAAUUACUGGAAUUUCAGAGGAAAAAUAUAGAAAACGUACAGAUAGCUGAGGAUGAGUUUAAAAAACUGAAAAGUGAAUUAUUUUUAUCUAGAAAUAAGCAGAAAGAACUAGAAGAUAUAAUAGAUUUCCAACAGAGAGAAUUAGAAUUGAUAAAAGAAUCAAUAGAAGAUUCAAAAAUAGAAAAUAUGAGCUAUAAGACAAUAUGUGAAGAUUUAAACAAAAAAGCAGAAAAAUUCAGAAAUUUGAAGCUUUUGCACAGAUUUUUUAUGCUAUUCUCUUCUAGAUGCAGAUUUUUAAAAAAUGUGUCGAUAUUUAAAUCAUUUAUUGAGAUUAAAAGAGAAAAAGAAACAUGUAAAGUUGCCUUGUCUGGCUGAAAAUGGAUUCAUAAGUUUGAGAGAAUGCUGAGCUAUGGAAAACAAAAAAAAAGCAGAAAAAUUGUUAGGAAUUUAUUUAGAAACUGAAGGCGGUAUACCGAUAUAUCCUUGAUUAUUAAAGGAGCUGGUAUUAAGCGCAGCCAAGAUUUACAACAAAAAACUAUAAAUGCUUGAAAAAUAUAUUCUGAAAAAAGAUAUGUAUCAAAUGAAAAGAAAAUUAAAGCAGAGACUGCAAAUCAAUUUAGAUUAAAAUGGAAUUUAUUUGAAAAAUGGAAGAAAGCACAUGAUCAUGCAGAAUUUGAUAAAAAAUCUGAUAAGGUAGAUGAUAUAGAAAAAAUUUAUUGUAAUAAAUUAUGCAAAAAAUCACUGCUAGGGUUAAGAGUUUGAUAUUAUGAUAUAAGACUUCCAGAAAUCAUGCAGAAAAUGAAGACGAAUUCAUUUUAUGAGAGGAAUCUUAUAAAAAAGUCUUUUAAAGGGAUGAAAUUAUUAUGUUGGAAUAAAAGCCAUUAUAAUUCGAUAUUAUAUCAAAUGAAAGCAAAAAAUUCUUCAAAAAUUACUAACUCCCCCCCCCCCCCCCGUGAGCGAACAAAACCAUUAGAAAAAUCGCCAUUUUUUGACCAAAAACCCACCCUCCGUGAGUGAACAAAAAUUUUUUUAAUAGAAAAAAUUUUAAAUGGAAAAAAAUUUUGAUAUAUAAGUGAUAAUUAGUAUAAUGAAAUCUAGAGCUAAUUCUGUUUAAUUUUAAACAAAUUGCGUUUUAAAACAUAAAUUUUGCAAAUUAAAUUAAUAUUUGCUUCCCAAUUUUUGCAAAUUAGGAUUUUUUUAAAAUUUCGAAAAAAAUAUUUUUUAUAAAAUUUAUAUAUAAAUUUUUUUUUAAAAAAAAAAAUUAACCCCCCUCCGUGAGCGAACAAAAUUUUUUUGUUCGCUCACGGAGGGGGGGGGGGGGGGGGAGUAAAGUAUAUUUUAGUGCAUGAAAAAAGUCAAUAAAAGAAGAAAAGCUUACCUACCUCUUAAGAGUGAGCAAAACCAAUGGAAAAACCCUAUUUUGGGAAGAUCAACCUUUUUAAGAGUGAGCAAAAAUAUUUUUUUUAUAAAUAAAUUAUUAAAUUUUAAAUAGUUUACAUUCUUAAAUAUAAAUUUUAUAAAUUAAAUUAAUUUCUCUUUUUAAACUUUUACAAAACUUUAAAAAAAAUUAAGCCCCAUUUAAAAGCAAGCGCUCAUUCUUAAAAGGGAGUUAAGAAAAAUUUAUGAUUAUUAUUAAAGCAGCAUAUUCAAAAGAAAUUUUUAAACAAAUGAUUAUUUGAAUACUCAAAAAAACAAAAACUAAACUCACUAAAAAUUACUUCACAUCAACGCUACUCAAAUAGUAUAGCUCGAAGAUAUUUUAAUAUCUGGAGAACAUAUUUGCAAAAGCUGCAAACAAUAAGAAUCCUUAAUAAAUACAUCUUAAACAAAAAAAAUCGCAAUUUAAUGAGAACCGUCUUUUUUGAAUGAAUAAAGAAAAAAAUGAGUUCAUCACUCCAAGAUGUUUCUCGGCUUAAAAAAGAGCUUGAAGACUCAGCUUCAAUAAACCAAUCACAGCUGGAAUUAAAGACCUCUAAGUUUCUAAAAAAUAUCAAUGAAAAAGAUAAGCAUAUCCAGCUUAUCCAAGCACAAUUAUCCAAAAUGAAAGAAAAAUACCACUCAGAGUCAAAAGAGCUAUUUGAGCUAAAACUGAAAAUUAACGAACUAGAUAAAAGUUACCAAACGAAAAUCAAUGAAAUUGCAGUCGCCAAUGAAGAAAUAGUCAACAAUUUAGAAAAAAAAAUCCGAAAAUAUGAACUGCAAAUUAAGCAUCUGUCCUCACAAGUUGAAAAACUUGAAUAUGAAAACAGCUAUUGCAUAGGGCAGAAUAGGAACUUAAAAGAAGAAGUAAACAAGCUGAAAACUAUAAAAACUCAGCUAGAACUAGAAAUACAACUUUUGCAUCAAGAAAAUGAGUCAAAAAUAAUUCUUUCACCAAUCCGUGAAAGCUUUUCAAAAGGGUUUGAAACUGGUGGUUUUGAUUCAAAAUUCAUUCAAAGUCCAAAUAAUUCCAAUAUUAAACCCAGGCAAAUUUUUUCCCUGCCAGUCUCCUACACGUCUUCUCCGCAAGGCGAAAUAGAAGAAGAGCUGACAUUUCGGCCAGCUAGAAACAAAUCUUCAAUAGAAAAAGAGCUUGAAGAAAGAAUCCAAAGUUUAAAAUCACUAUAGCUUAUGCCUCCUUAUGGAUCAGGCCUGGAAACUGAUUAGUUUCUGGCUACUUUAGUCAUCCCAAGCCUACAGAUGAUAAAAUAAUUUUUUUCCUAUCCAUAUCCAAGCGUAAGCUAUAACCAGUGAGCGAAACCAUCAAAAAUCCAGUGUAACAUACCAAGAGCUUACCAACAGAAUCAUGAAUUUAGAAGAAAAAAUCAAUCUUUCCGCAGAAAAGCUUAAAGCAAAAAACACUCUUUUGCUAUAA
Molecule: messenger RNA, 3478 nt
Organism: Blepharisma stoltei
Lineage: Eukaryota; Ciliophora; Heterotrichea; Heterotrichida; Blepharismidae
Source: the annotation of a GenBank genome assembly